This is a messenger RNA of Ziziphus jujuba (common jujube), 2074 nucleotides long. Its product is annotated as putative pentatricopeptide repeat-containing protein At1g64310. The transcript is spliced from 2 exons. The record is from RefSeq and is a predicted model, not a curated record. Gene Ontology annotation, molecular function: RNA binding; protein binding. NCBI's taxonomy places the organism in Eukaryota, Viridiplantae, Streptophyta, Magnoliopsida, Rosales, Rhamnaceae. Bases 74 to 1741 code for a protein of 555 amino acids. Gene Ontology annotation, biological process: RNA modification.
UUUUCCAGUAACUGUUGGUAGAAAGAGAAGCAAAGAUCGCGUUAACGGUCUGAACGGUAUAAGACAUGAAGAGAUGUUGUUUCAGUUUCAGUUGCUUCAUUCGGAGCUCUCAAAGGUUUAUCAAUCUUUAUCAAUAACCCAGCAAUUGCAUGGUUUGAUUGCCAAGACCCAUCUCUCACUUGACCCAUUUUAUGCCACUAGAAUUCUAAGAUUUUAUGCUAUCAAUGGGGAUCUUUAUGCUGCCCGUAACCUGUUCGAUACAAGUCCUAACCCAAGUGUCUACCUCUGGAAUUCUGUAAUUCGAGCUCACGCUCAAGUUCACAAGUUUGGUGAUGCAUUUUCUCUGUUUCGAAAGAUGUUAAGGACUGAAACCAAACCUGAUAACUUCAUUUAUGCUUGUAUAAUACGUGCUUGCUCUGAGAGACUUGAUUUAGAUGGUCUGAAACUUUCCCAUGGAGCAGUAAUGCUUUCUGGAUUAGGAUUGGACUCUAUUUGUAGCAGUGCACUUGUGACUGCUUAUUCAAAAUUGGCCCUUGUUGAUGAAGCCAGUAGGGUGUUCAAUGGGACACCCAAACCGGAUUUGGUUAUGUGGAAUUCUAUGAUUUCUGCUUAUGGGAAUUGUGGAUUUUGUUAUAAAGGACUGGAACUCUUUAGCAAGAUGCAAAGCAUGGGGGCAAAGCCAGAUGGAUAUACUCUUGUUGGUUUGCUUUCUGGUUUAGCAGAGUCUUGCCUGUUGAAUAUUGGACAAGGAUUACAUGGUUAUUGUUUGAAAAGUAAUCUCGAUUCUAAUGCUCAUGUUCGUAGUGUACUCGUGAGCAUGUACUCAAGAUGUGAGUCCAUGAAUUCUGCUUAUGAAGUUUUUUAUGGUUUAAUCCAGCCUGAUUUAGUUACAUGGUCAGCUUUGAUAACUGGAUAUUCACAGUCUGGAGACUAUGAAAGCACAUUUUCCUUCUUCAAGAAAUUCAGUUUGGAAGGUAAGAAGGCCGAUUCUGUUUUGAUUGCCAGUUUGUUGGUUGCUGCUGCUCAGAUGGCAAAUGUAGGGCCUGGUAAGGAAAUUCAUGCAUAUUGUCUUCGACAUGGACUAGAGUCAGAUGUCAUGGUUUGCUCUGCUCUGAUAGACAUGUAUAUGAAGUGUGGUUUUGUGGGCUUGGGGAAUUCUGUUUUUUCCAUUAUGCCUAAAAGGAAUAUUGUUUCAUACAAUUCAUUGAUUUUAGGUUUUGGGUUGCAUGGACUUGCCUUUCAGGCCUUUAAAAAGUUUGAGGAGAUACUAGAGACUGGAUUAUUACCUGAUGAUUCUACUUUCUCUGCUCUUCUAUGCACAUGCAGUCAUGCUGGCCUUGUCAAAGAUGGAAGGAGUAUUUUCAAAAGAAUGACUGAUGAGUUUUGCAUCCAACCUAGAGCUGAACAUUAUGUUCACAUGGUAAAACUUCUUGGAAUGGAUGGAAAAUUAGAAGAGGCUUACAGUCUUGUUCUAUCCUUGCCAGAACCAGUGGAUUCUGGCAUUUGGGGAGCCCUUUUAUCAUGCUGUGAUGCCUGUGGAAAUCCUAAGAUGGCAGAAAGUGUAGCACAAAGACUCAUAGGAAAUAAUCCUGAGAGUUGUUCUUAUAGAGUCAUGCUUUCUAACAUAUAUGCUGGUUACGGGAAGUGGGAUGAUGUGGGGAAGUUAAGAGAUGAUCUAACAGGUGGUAAACUCAGGAAGAUGCCUGGGCUAAGCUGGAUUGAAGGCAUUAAUACCCUCUAGAUCAAAUUUUCUUCGUAUCAGGUCUUGGAUACAUUCAUUGACAACCUAUCUGGUCAGCAAAGAAGACAUUUGAGAGGCAAAUAACCGGAAAGAAUCUUGCUUUUGGGGCCAUAAAUGGCUUCGGUAUAUUUUUCUCAUCAUACCUACUGGUUCUAUGUGCAAUUCUUUGGUGAUUCAUUGUGAAAGAAAGGUCAGGUUUCAACCGUUCUGCAUGAUCAUCCAACAAGGGCAGCAUACGCAACUCCCUCAGCGUUGUGACAAACUGCAAACCUUCAGGUAGCAUCCUCAGCUGUAGACAGUUAUGCAAGUUAAGGUAUUUCAAGCUAGGUAGUG